AUGUCUGAGCCUCAACUCAACAAGAUCGCGGCGAACUCGCCCUCCCGCCAGAACCCCUCUGAGCUCGAGACCAGCAUCGCUGGUGCCCUCUACGACCUCGAGACCGGCACUGCCGACCUCAAGGCUGCUCUCCGACCUCUGCAGUUCGUCUCUGCCAAGGAGAUCGAGGUUGGUCACGGCAAGAAGGCUAUUGUCAUCUUUGUCCCCGUCCCUCUCCUGCAGGGCUUCCACCGUGUCCAGCAGCGCCUGACCCGUGAGCUGGAGAAGAAGUUCUCCGACCGCCACGUCCUGGUCCUGGCCUCGCGCCGCAUCCUGCCCCGCCCCAAGCGAUCCACCCGCUCGCGCAACACCCAGAAGCAGAAGCGUCCCCGCUCCCGCACACUGACCGCCGUCCACGACGCCAUCCUGACCGACCUCGUCUACCCCGUCGAGAUCGUCGGCAAGCGUCUCCGCACCAAGGAGGACGGUGCCAAGACCCUCAAGGUCAUCCUCGACGAGAAGGAGCGUGGUGGUGUUGACUACCGCCUGGACACCUACUCCGAGGUCUACCGCAAGCUGACCGGCCGCGGUGUCACCUUCGAGUUCCCCCAGUCCACCGGCGCUGAGUACUAG
This is a messenger RNA of Diaporthe amygdali, 612 nucleotides long. Its product is annotated as 40s ribosomal protein s7. NCBI's taxonomy places the organism in Eukaryota, Fungi, Ascomycota, Sordariomycetes, Diaporthales, Diaporthaceae. Gene Ontology annotation, cellular component: 90S preribosome; small-subunit processome; ribosome. Bases 1 to 612 code for a protein of 203 amino acids. The record is from RefSeq and is a predicted model, not a curated record. Gene Ontology annotation, biological process: rRNA processing; translation; ribosomal small subunit biogenesis. The transcript is spliced from 3 exons. Gene Ontology annotation, molecular function: structural constituent of ribosome.